AUGUCAAACCACCUCGAAGCAAUGGACCUCCCCUCCCCAAAUCUCAACACCCAUCUCCUCCACACCGACACCACCCACCAAAAACGCUACACAACAAUCUCCAUCCCCUCAACCUACGGCCGCCUCAACACAUCCCCACCAGCCGGCACCGUAAUCGGCAUCGUGCUAGGCAGCGUGGCCGGCUUCUGCCUGUUGAUGUACAUCCUUUUCCUCGCCCUGAACCCCGGCGGCAUCAAGCGCGGCGGGUCAGGCACAGUCGCAACAGGCACAGCCUCGUCUCUAUCGACGUCGAUGAUGGAUGAGGAGGAAGGUAUCAGCGGACGAUCUGGACGGCGACGCCGUGAUCAUAUUGAUGUUCUCGAGGAGAGGGAGACGUUCCGGGAUAGUUAUCGGAGACAGCCUUCGUCGAGAAGGGAUCGUGUUAUUGUUGAGGAGUCCCUCGUUACUUCGACGACGGGGGAGGGGGAUGUUAUUGAGGUUGAGGAGGAUGAGUCGACUAUACCCUCUGAUCUUUCGCCGAGGCCGUCGAGGAGGUCUAGGUCGAGGAGAAGUGGUGGGGUUAGGAGUAUUGAUCCGUUGGCUUAUGGGGGUGGGAGUGAUUAUAGUUCUCAGCGGUGA
Molecule: messenger RNA, 618 nt
Organism: Penicillium bovifimosum
Lineage: Eukaryota; Fungi; Ascomycota; Eurotiomycetes; Eurotiales; Aspergillaceae
Exons: 1
Coding region: 1-618 (205 amino acids)
Source: RefSeq, a predicted model, not a curated record